UCACCCACCUGAUGAAGCGCAUCCAGAGGGGACCCGUCCGAGGCAUCUCCAUCAAACUGCAGGAGGAGGAGAGGGAGAGGAGGGACAACUACGUCCCCGAGGUCUCUGCCCUCGACCAGGAGAUCAUCGAAGUGGAUCCGGACACCAAGGAAAUGCUAAAGCUCCUGGACUUUGGCAGCCUGUCCAACCUGCAGGUGACGCAGCCCACAGUGGGGAUGAACUUCAAAACGCCCCGAGGAGCGCUCUGAGUCGGUCGCUGUGUGUCACUUUUCCAAUAAACGUGGGAAAACCA
This is a messenger RNA of Nestor notabilis (Kea), 292 nucleotides long. It is a transcript of the gene RPS17, whose product is annotated as ribosomal protein S17. The transcript has 3 exons. The record is from RefSeq and is a predicted model, not a curated record. The coding region runs from base 12 to 248 and encodes 78 amino acids. Gene Ontology annotation, biological process: translation. Gene Ontology annotation, molecular function: structural constituent of ribosome. NCBI's taxonomy places the organism in Eukaryota, Metazoa, Chordata, Aves, Psittaciformes, Psittacidae. Gene Ontology annotation, cellular component: ribosome.